Molecule: messenger RNA, 672 nt
Organism: Sclerotinia sclerotiorum 1980 UF-70
Lineage: Eukaryota; Fungi; Ascomycota; Leotiomycetes; Helotiales; Sclerotiniaceae
Exons: 8
Coding region: 1-672 (223 amino acids)
Biological process (GO): spliceosomal snRNP assembly
Cellular component (GO): spliceosomal complex
Molecular function (GO): zinc ion binding; RNA binding
Source: RefSeq, a predicted model, not a curated record
AUGCUUACCUUAACACUUACUGCAGACCUUUCCGGCGUGAAUGAGCUUGUCCCCGAUGACAGCGCAGAGAAGAAUUUCUGGUAUACCUUCAAAGUACAAUGUGUAUCAUGCCGAGAAACUCAUCCAAACUUCAUAAACAUCAACAGAUUUGAAGCAAAUGAGAUGAGCGGUAGCAGAGGAGAGGCGAACUUUGUAUGGAAAUGCAAGUUUUGCAAGAAAGAAUCAUCUGCAUCAGUCAUAUCGACACCCGUUCCAUAUCAAGCAGCUUCUCCACCUACCCGUCAGAAGAUCCUAGAAUUUGACUGUCGAGGUCUUGAACUGGUGGAAUUUAAACCAGAAGGAGAUUGGUUGGCUGUUGGAACAGAAAGUGGUACUAAGUUUACUGCUAUUGAUUUAAAUGAUGGGGAAUGGUAUGAUUAUGAUGAUAAAGCAGGAGAGGAAUUCGUACCAAUUAACCCCCGUCCGUUUCUCCAAAACCUCGUCAACGAAGAAGUAAUAAUCCGCCUCAAAUGGGGCGGCCAAACCGAAUAUAAAGGCAAGCUCGUCAGUAUCGACAGCUACAUGAAUAUCCAAUUAUCCGGCGCCGAGGAAUGGAUUGAUUCGGAAAUGACGAAUGUAACAAUGUCCUCUAUAUAUCAGCCGCCCAACCCAAGAAAGAAGGAGAUGAUGUGA